This is a messenger RNA of Pieris brassicae (large cabbage white), 2650 nucleotides long. It is a transcript of the gene Cdk1, whose product is annotated as cyclin-dependent kinase 1. Gene Ontology annotation, cellular component: nucleus. The transcript has 7 exons. Lineage: Eukaryota; Metazoa; Arthropoda; Insecta; Lepidoptera; Pieridae. The coding region runs from base 250 to 1185 and encodes 311 amino acids. Gene Ontology annotation, molecular function: cyclin-dependent protein serine/threonine kinase activity; RNA polymerase II CTD heptapeptide repeat kinase activity; ATP binding. The record is from RefSeq and is a predicted model, not a curated record. Gene Ontology annotation, biological process: G2/M transition of mitotic cell cycle; mitotic G2 DNA damage checkpoint signaling; protein phosphorylation.
UCUUACGACAACGCAUCUGCCUCGAAUUUGUACUUUUAAUUUUAAAUAAUUGACGUUAUUCAAUAUUUACUUUUAACGUUUUAUAAAAGUGCGUACUGUUUUAUCUAUAGCUGACCAAUUUUGUUCGUAGAUGCUAUUACCAUUUGCUAAAAAAAAACUCCAAGCCUGCGGCCUUUGCAUGCACGUUGCAAAAUAAUUUUUACUUGUUAGUUAUUAAAAGAUAUCAAAAUUAAGCUCCCACAGUACAAAAUGGAAGAUUUUUUGAAGAUAGAAAAGAUUGGGGAAGGGACUUACGGUGUUGUGUAUAAAGGUAAAAACAAAAUCACUGGAGAGUAUGUUGCAAUGAAGAAAAUUAGAUUGGAGUCUGAAGAUGAAGGCAUUCCGUCCACAGCGAUACGGGAAAUAUCUUUGCUGAAGGAAUUGAAUCACUCAAACAUUGUGAAACUGGAGGAUGUGCUAAUGGAAGAAAACAAACUUUAUUUAAUUUUUGAGUUUUUGUCUAUGGAUCUGAAGAGAUAUAUGGAUUCACUGGGAUCUGGCAAGUUCAUGGAUCCUGCCACAGUGAAAAGUUAUCUGUAUCAGAUUAACAGUGCUAUUUUAUACUGCCACCAACGCAGGAUUCUACACAGAGAUCUCAAGCCACAGAAUUUACUUAUUAACAAGACAGGUAUAAUUAAGGUAGCAGACUUUGGUUUGGGCCGUGCAUAUGGUGUACCAGUCCGUGUAUACACUCAUGAAGUUGUUACACUGUGGUAUAGAGCCCCUGAGGUGUUGCUUGGCUCACAGAGAUAUUCCUGUCCUAUUGACAUGUGGGCUGUGGGGUGCAUCUUCUCUGAGAUGUCUUCAAAGAAGCCUUUGUUCCAAGGAGACUCAGAGAUUGAUCAACUUUUCAGAAUCUUCAGAAUGCUCCGGACUCCGACAGAGGAGACUUGGCCUGGAGUGUCAUCGCUACCAGAUUACAAGCCCACAUUCCCCAAUUGGUCUACUUACAAUCUACACAAUAAUGUCCAAAACCUAGACGAGGCAGGCAUGGAUUUGCUUCAAAGUUUCCUCGUAUACGACCCGGCAAAGAGGAUCACCGCGAAGGAUACACAAAGGCACAGAUAUUUCCGUGACGUCAAACUGCCCCCGGAAUUGACACGCACAAACGCCUACAUCAAGAAUGAAGACGUCAAAGAGGUUUAGGGCAAACCAAGAGAUUUAAUUAACGACUUCACACAUUAAAAAGAUCAAAUUUGAUGUUUGCAAACUCGAAUUACUGGUCCGAUUCCAAAAAAAAAAUCCAAGCAAAUAACGAACAGGCCGCUAGAAAAUUAAGGUAUUUAACUACCGGGUUCUAUAAAAUACUACUCGUAAUUACUAUAGUUUGCAACCAAUUGUAAUUGAUUUUCUUGUUUAAAAUGUAUUCUAUAUAGAAAAAUCAACUAGUUGCGUUGUAAGUAAUUACAACUGGUAUUUUAUAGAACACGGACAAUUUUGGUCCUUCGAUAUUGAGAUUAAAAUAGAGUCUACCUUUUAUAAUGCGGGAUUCUCAUUGAUUUGAUGUUCCCACUCUAAAAGAUUCAUACAAAUACUGUACUAUUUUUAAUCCUGUGUUUGUUUUCUUUUACCUCAGAAACUGCCGUAUAAAAAUUGUUUGUGUUAAAUAGUCUAUAGAUCGACGAAAGCUAUAUUAUAAAGAAGUACGCACAUACAAAAUUUCAUGGGGAAGUUUUGACCAUGUACUUUAGCAAUAUACCUAAAAAGAGACUCCUGCGCAUCAAUUCGUGUCUUCGUGUUAGAUUAACGUUGGUUUUGUAUGACAUAAUCUGUUGAAAUAUUAAGUUUUUUAACGGAUGUCAAACCAAUAUUCUUUACCGUAAACAUGAAUGUGUUUUGUCAAAUUGAUAACUACAAGCUAAUUUAAAAAAUGGUGUGUGAAUAUAGUUUAUUAAGGUCAACUUAGCACCAACUGAGCCUUAUUGAAAAAUUAUGGGUUAAGAAAAAAAUCGCUUGGUGCUAUCGUAUGUAAUGUAUGGAUAUUUUUGUAGGUAGCAUUUGACAUGCGUUAAAUAUACGACUCGUAAUUCGUUUGGUAUAACGUUUAAAAUAUGCUGGACAUUCUGGUACCAAACUUUGAUGUCAUUUUUUUAAAUUCUUGAACCAUAAUUCACUGCCAAGGGUUGCGAAACUAAUACUAUUUCUGUUUAUAAUAUAGAAGGUGAGAGAGGAUAUAUUUAUUCUGACUUUCGAAAGUACCGUCAUUUCCGAUUUAUUAUUCGACUUAAAUAAAUUCAAAUUAAUUAUAAAGAUCUCGUUUCUCUAAUUAUUCACAGUCUAUUAGUGCAUGUAUGCGUCCCGUAUGUCAAACUAAUAGUAGUCAUAGUUUUCGAUAAGUCCCGUUUAUAAAUCUCUCAUUUUCCUUUAUCUACCCUCGUUUUGAUCAAGCCAUCCUGUUUUAUAGCGGACGAUAUGUUUUAAAAUUCAUGUUGACUUUUUGAACAAAUACUAAGGUUGGUCAUAUAUAACAGUAUGUUUUAGACAGAACAAUUGUGGAAAUUUGCAUAAUUUGAUAUGAAAAUGUUUUCGCAAAUUAUUCAUUGUUUAUAUAUUUUCUUAAUAUUAAUUACCGAAUAGCUUUUAAUAGCAUUUGACGAUUAGGAUUUUAGUU